AUGAGGCCGACGUUUCGCUUAUAUAGGGGUUUCGUGGGAAGGAGUAUGGAUGAACUAAAGCGCUAUACCCAGAUUGCCGUUAAUCUCGAAGCUAUCCGUGGCCCGCAGGGCCCAUACGCCCUCCACGCCUUCGACAACCCCGAAUCCGUGAAAGAAUGUAAAAUAUUAUCCGACGCCGAUAUUGGCGGCUUCUCCCAGAGCCAUCUCGAAUGGCACCCUUCCGAAUCCUCUCCGCAAACAACCACCACUCUCAAAUCCCCAUCCUCCUCAACCCCCCACCUCCCCCAAACCGCCGGCUACGCCCGCUUCUACGGAGCGAUAUCCACAGAACUCCCCAAAGACCGCCCCGAGAUUCAGCGCACAGGCUACGCAGCCUGGCGCACGCCCGACCGCAAACCCACUAUAUUCGGCCGCAGCUACUGGAACAUCGACCCUUACGACUACCUCGCCAUGCGCAUAAAGUCCGAUGGCAGGAGCUACUUUGUAAACGUCCAGACAGAGUCCAUCGUGCAGACAGAUCUGCAUCAGCAUCGUCUCUUUGCGAAGAGGCCCGGUCAGUGGGAGACUGUGCUGAUUCACUGGAAUGAUUUCGUGAGGACAAACCAUGGAAUGGUGAUCGAGCCGCAGACGGAGAUUCUGAGGCAAAAGGUGAAGAGCAUAGGCGUGGGGUUGACGGAUAGGAUACCGGGGCCGUUUGAGCUUUGCAUCGAGAGGAUAUGGGCUACAAAUAAUCCGGAGGAUGCAGAUACGGAAGAUGCGCCGCCUAUGAGCACAGGGAGCCUGAAAACGCGCUCGGGAGAGAAGGUCGGGUGGAACCCUGGCUCAGAGGAGCCAAACACAAAGGAAUGA
Molecule: messenger RNA, 849 nt
Organism: Scedosporium apiospermum
Lineage: Eukaryota; Fungi; Ascomycota; Sordariomycetes; Microascales; Microascaceae
Product: Complex I intermediate-associated protein 30, mitochondrial
Exons: 2
Coding region: 1-849 (282 amino acids)
Biological process (GO): mitochondrial electron transport, NADH to ubiquinone; mitochondrial respiratory chain complex I assembly
Cellular component (GO): mitochondrion
Source: RefSeq, a predicted model, not a curated record